Xiphias gladius (swordfish) is the source of this 2308-nucleotide messenger RNA. RefSeq names its product ribosomal modification protein rimK-like family member A (gene rimkla). The coding region runs from base 525 to 1730 and encodes 401 amino acids. Gene Ontology annotation, cellular component: cytoplasm. Gene Ontology annotation, biological process: protein modification process. The record is from RefSeq and is a predicted model, not a curated record. Lineage: Eukaryota; Metazoa; Chordata; Actinopteri; Istiophoriformes; Xiphiidae. Gene Ontology annotation, molecular function: ligase activity, forming carbon-nitrogen bonds; metal ion binding; ATP binding. The transcript has 5 exons.
GGUUUGCAACGCCGUACAACCGCUGCGAUCCCGGGAAAACUUUAUUGGUAGUUUUGAGUCGACAAGAGGAAGAUAUAAAGCGGGCACAGCUCGAGCUUUGUCUGCCCCGGCGGGCAAAUUGUGCCAAGAACUGUAUCUCGGUUGACAGAGGCAAGUUUUUGCGGCUAGAACUACCUUAUUUUCGGUUCGGUUGUGUCGAUUUGGCGCGGUCUGAGUUCAUCUAACUGCGCCCCGGGAGGACUAAAUGGCUGCAAAUGAAGGCAAACAAAGGUGAUAAAGAAGAGUAUUCAUCCUAGCCGGUUCGGCCCAGACAGCGGUUAGCCGUGGUCCUGUUUUUAGCCACAUCACAGCCUGCUCGUACCGCUAGCCGCCGAGGUCUCCAUUGUGUGAGCAUCUCUGUGCUACUCCGCUGCCGCCCGACCCCCGGAUCCCGCGCUGCCACCACACACCUGCCGCCUCCCACAGCUACAACUGUGUAUUUUCAGACGGGUUUUUUGUAACUUUUUGAAUCCACGCAUCCAAAAAUGUGUUCUCGGGUUUGGUUCGUGACCGACCGGCGUAUCAGCCAGGAGUAUCCCCAAGUUCAGAUCCUCCGGGCACUGAAGGAGCGCUGCGCCGACGAGGAUGUUGAAUUCCGCUCUCUUCUCAUGGAUCAAAUCGUGCUUACGAUCAGCGAGGGGCAAUUAGGUCUGCGAGUGGAGCAGGAAUCGGUUACAUCUUAUCCACAGGUGGUGGUGGUGCGGGUGCCCACGCCAUGGGUGCAGUCAGAUAGUGACAUCACUGUGCUGCGCCACCUGGAGAAGAUGGGCUGUCGGCUGAUCAACCGGCCCCAGGCUAUACUCAACUGUGUCAACAAGUUCUGGACCUUUCAGGAGCUGGCUGGUCAUGGGGUGCCUCUUCCUGACACUUUCUCCUACGGAGGACAUGACAACUUCCGUAAGAUGAUUGACGAGGCAGAGCCAUUGGGCUACCCAGUGGUGGUGAAGAAUGCACGUGGCCACAGAGGCAAGGCUGUGUUCCUGGCACGGGACAAACACCACCUGACAGACCUGUGCCACUUGAUCCGCCAUGAUACCCCCUACCUGUUUCAGGAGUAUGUCAAGGAGUCGCAUGGCCGCGACGUGCGGGUGGUCCUGGUGGGCGGCCGUGUCAUCGGCUCCAUGCUACGCUGCUCCACUGAUGGUCGCAUGCAGAGCAACUGCUCCCUGGGUGGUGUAGGUAUGAUGUGUCCACUGAGCGAGCAGGGCAAGCAGCUGGCCAUAGAGGUGUCUAACAUCCUGGGCAUGGAUGUGUGUGGCAUUGACCUCCUCCAGCUCAAUGAUGGCUCAUUUGUGGUCUGCGAGGCCAAUGCCAAUGUGGGCUUCAUCGCUUUCGACCAGGCCUGUGGCAUGGAUGUGGCAGGCAUUGUUGCCGACUACGCCUUGUCGAUGCUCCCCAGCCGCCUCACCCGUAAGAUGUCCUUGCUGUCCGUCGUGUCAAGCACCAGCGAGACCAGCAGUGAGCCUGAGGUGUGCCCUGUGCCUGCGGGUAGCGGCUCGCUGCCUGAGGCCGUCUGCAACAUGAGCGUGGGUUCUACUUCCAGUGAAAGUGACCCAGAGCUGGCUGAGCCCUCCCAGUCCUCACCCCGCCAGUCCACAGCCCCCACCUUGCCCGAUCUCCCUGACCUCCCUGAUUCAGCCUACAACUUCAACACCCUCCUUGCCAAUGAGAUCAAGUUAUUGACUGAGUGAGAUUCCAGCGGCUUCAUGCACACACAAACAUCACAAAUACACAUUAAAAACCCGCAUACACACACCUGUACGCAUGGCAACAGACAUUCCUUUUAAAAACACAUAUCAAUCCAAAACUUAUUGCAACAUGGGAUGUUAAUUGCAAAACUAUAGCAGACAAAAACAGAACACACAUACAGACAAGCACAGAAAUACAAACACCAAAACAUGAGCCUUCUCCUGCUAACUCCCUUCAAAAAAAGCAAAGAUCUGAGGCUGCUCCCCUGACUCUCUUCUCUUUGCACCUCUACUUCCAAAAUGCAAACCCCACAAUCCAAGCUUCUCUUACACUGCAGCAUGGUGGCGAGAGUGGGAUAUAGUACACGAGAUAACUGCUAAAUGCCUCUUCUAGUUUCUGUUUUGCAAAAUAGUGAGGGUGAAGGUUUUUGGGUGGGUGUGGAAUUCCCUUAAAAGGCAUACACCUGCCAUGUUUUAUCCUCACAAUACAGUAACAUUAUUUAAAGGAGAAUCUAUGUUGACAUAAAAAAGGGUUUCGUGCUGAGACUGUAGUCAGGUUUGGUGGAUUGGAGGCGAAAUGA